Messenger RNA from Geodia barretti, 2514 nucleotides. NCBI's taxonomy places the organism in Eukaryota, Metazoa, Porifera, Demospongiae, Tetractinellida, Geodiidae. The record is from the annotation of a GenBank genome assembly.
UACUUUGAACCCUCGUGCUCAGAGCGCUAACGUACUGCAGUCGUGUCGUGGCGUGCUCUGUAUCUCCACGGCACUGUCAGCAGACGCAGACGAAAGCUGAAGAGCCGGACACAGUCAUUUCCAUGGCCAAACGAAAGGCAGAGACGUCGGGUCCAGCGGAGGAGAGCGACCUGCUCACCAUUCGUCCACUUGGAGCAGGGCAGGAGGUGGGGAGGUCUUGCAUCAUGCUCGAGUUCAAGGGGAAGAAGAUUAUGUUAGACUGCGGCAUCCACCCAGGCCUAUCAGGAAUGGACGCUCUCCCCUACACUGACAUGAUUGAUGCCGAAGACAUAGAUCUCCUGCUCAUCACACAUUUUCAUCUGGAUCACUGUGGAGCCUUACCGUGGUUCCUGGAGAAGACUACGUUCAAGGGACGUGUGUUCAUGACACAUGCAACCAAAGCCAUAUACCGCUGGCUACUUUCAGACUACAUCAAAGUGAGUAACAUAUCGACAGACCAUAUGCUGUACAGUGAGAAGGACUUGGAGAAGUCCAUGGACAAGAUUGAGACUGUCAACUUCCACCAGGAGGUGGACGUGAACGGAGUAAAGUUCUGGUGUUACCACGCGGGCCACGUCCUGGGGGCCGCCAUGGUGAUGAUGGAGAUAGCCGGAGUCAAGAUUCUCUAUACGGGUGACUUCUCCCGGGUGGAGGACAGACAUCUCAUGGCCGCCGAGAUCCCCUCCGUCUCCCCCGACCUCCUCAUCACCGAGUCGACGUACGGGACACAUGUACACGAGAAGAGAGACAUCCGAGAGGCUAGGUUCACAGGUACAAUUCACGACAUAGUGGCCCGAGGAGGUCGCUGUCUCAUUCCCGUGUUUGCACUCGGGCGUGCGCAGGAACUGCUCCUCAUCCUGGACGAGUACUGGGCCUCUCAUCCCGAGCUGCACGACAUCCCCAUUUACUAUGCCUCCUCUCUGGCCAAGAAAUGCAUGGCUGUGUAUCAGACCUACAUCGGAGCCAUGAACGAGAACAUUAGGAGGCAGAUUGCUGUAUCCAAUCCAUUUGUGUUCAAACACAUAUCCAACCUCAAGAGUAUAGACCAGUUUGACGACGUGGGACCAUGUGUCAUCAUGGCCAGCCCGGGAAUGAUGCAGAGCGGACUGUCCCGGCAACUGUUUGAAACCUGGUGCACAGACAAGAGGAAUGGGGUCAUUGUAGCUGGCUACUGUGUGGAGGGUACCCUGGCCAAGUUUGUUCUGUCUGAGCCGUCUGAGAUAGUCACUCUCUCCGGCCAGAAACUGCCUCUCAGGAUGUCAGUUGACUACAUUUCGUUUUCGGCCCACACUGACUAUGAACAGACGAGUGAAUUCAUUCGCAUCUUGAAACCACCUCAUGUGGUGUUGGUACAUGGAGAACAGAAUGAAAUGGCGAGAUUGAGGGCUGCGCUGGUGAGGGAAUAUGAAGACAACGAGGAGAUCAACAUGGAGAUCCACAGUCCGAGAAACACUCAGGCAGUGGAGCUCUACUACAGAGGAGAGAAGAUGGCUAAGGUGAUGGGUUCUCUGGCGACCAAGCCACCUCACGAGGGGCAGACCCUGUCUGGAGUGCUAAUCAAGAGAGGCUUCAACUACCACCUCAUUGACCCUGCUGACCUCUCCAGUUAUACUGAGCUCACAACCAGCAGCAUACAGCAGGUGAGAGCAUUUUAGUUGUUAUGUAUACUCUAAACCCAGAAAACAUGUACCAGUGAAGGUUUUAGGAUUGAGUGGCUGUGUAAAUUUGAAAUCUGUAAAAUAACGUUUCUCUGCAGCGUCAGAUGCUCAAGUUCCAUUCUCCGUUCUCCCUCCUCCACCACUGUCUCAACCAACUCACCUCUGACGCUGAGAUAAAGAUGCUGCAUGGAAAGAGAGCCGUCUGUGUGUUUGGAGGUAGUGUAUCGGUGAUCUAUGACGAUUCAGCAGAAACGGUGUCCAUUGAGUGGGAUGCAGACAGUGUGACUGACAUGUAUGCUGAUGCUGUUCUGUCAGUCAUCUUGCAGAUUGUGUCAGACCCCUAACUCCCUCCAAAUCAAAGUCAAGGAGGAGGGUAAAUCAAAAGAAAGGUUUCCAGACAGACUCCUGAAGCUGAUGAGGGAGAUGUUUGGACCUCAGAAUGUCAACUGGUGGAAGGAAGACCAGGAGAAGAUAUCAGUCAAGGCUGACCAGCACACUGCCAUCCUCGACCCUCGCUCUCUGGUGGGUGUGGCUACUGGAACAUUCUAGAUGUCUAUCUUCAUUUCUCUUUCAUUUCUCUCCUUCCUCUCUCCCUCGUUCUCUCCUCCCUCUCUCCCCUCUCUCUUAUUUCUCUUUCCUUUUUCCAUCAUAAUCUCAACCUCAGGCAGUGGAAUGUCCUGAUGAUUCACUCAACCAUCUGGUGACUGUGGCAGCAAAGAGACUACAUACUGCGCUCUCAAAAUGAAAAGCACUUGAAAGUGCAUAACCCUCGCCACUUUAUUCUUUAUUUCAGCAGCCAAUGGCUACACUACGUCAG